Paramormyrops kingsleyae is the source of this 947-nucleotide messenger RNA. Its product is annotated as gamma-aminobutyric acid receptor-associated protein-like 1. Lineage: Eukaryota; Metazoa; Chordata; Actinopteri; Osteoglossiformes; Mormyridae. The record is from RefSeq and is a predicted model, not a curated record.
UUAAAAUAGACAUAAUGGGGCGUUGAUUCUGUUUGUUGUUGUUUCUGUAGGAGAAGUGGAAUAGUCGACAUUUUAAAAAGACUUAAUAAAAUUAAAGUUACACAUUGCCAUUCAUAUUGCAUUUAUAUGGUUUAUAUUCUUCAGUAACUAGAAGAAAAAUUUGCAAUUUUGGGGAUUUUUGUUAAUACUUUUUCUUAAUUAUUAAUCCAAAGAUGGGCAGCCAGUAUAAGCGCAGUGUGCCGCUGGAUGUGAGGAAGGCUGAGGGGGAGAGAGUCCGAGCGAAGCAUCCGGACAAGAUACCGAUUAUCGUUGAGAGGGCGCCUAGAUCAAGAGCACCAGACCUGGAUAAGAAGAAGUACCUUGUUCCAUCUGAUCUCACAGUGGGUCAACUGUGCUUCUUAAUCAGGCAGCGGGUUUCUAUGCGACCGGAGGAGGCACUUUUUUUUUUCGUCAAUAACUUGCUGCCUCCGUCGAGCUCCCCUCUCUCGGUUGUCUACGAGGAACACCAUGAAGAGGAUCUCUUUCUGUACAUGACCUAUAGCACUGAAAGUGUUUAUGGCGCUUGAGGAGAAGGGGGAAGGAGGGAAUAGGGGCUGGGGUUGUGAGAGGUGACACUACUUUUAUAUGUUUAUACCACUGCUGUUUCACUUUUGAAUUAUACAUUCAGGAUUCUCUGAAAGAAAUUAUACAACAAGAUAGCAGGUUCAUUUGUGUGAGUUUCUCAAUGUCUUGCUCCUGUAUUGCAUUGGUUAUCAAUAUUCAUUAAUUAAUGACAAUGAUGAGAAAGAGGAAAGUCAGAGCAACGCUGGAAAACAACUGUGUGUUGGAGAUGAAAAAGUCAGAGGAGACAUAUCUGCUUUCUGUUUUUUGCUUUCAACUGAGUCCUGUGCAUUUAGUUUUUCUAGAGUUAUGUUAAACUUUUCAAGCAAAAUAAAAAAUGAAACAUU